Messenger RNA from Arabidopsis lyrata subsp. lyrata, 1947 nucleotides. RefSeq names its product nucleolin 1. The transcript is spliced from 15 exons. Gene Ontology annotation, cellular component: precatalytic spliceosome; U1 snRNP; U2-type prespliceosome. The record is from RefSeq and is a predicted model, not a curated record. Gene Ontology annotation, molecular function: mRNA binding; U1 snRNA binding. NCBI's taxonomy places the organism in Eukaryota, Viridiplantae, Streptophyta, Magnoliopsida, Brassicales, Brassicaceae. Gene Ontology annotation, biological process: mRNA splicing, via spliceosome.
CCAUAUUUGAUGUUACGGCCUACGGGUCCAAUUACAUGGAUUUGUCACAAAUGUCAAAGUUGGAUGUUUUCUCUAUGUAAUGAAGAGAAUUUUAAUAUUAGGUUCGAAAUCAGUUUUUGGAAAGGAUUCGAUUUUAAUCAUCCGCUUUGUGUUCUAGCAUCCUACAAAGAUGUCUUGUUAUGCAUGAAGAGAUCGGAGAAGAAUGAAGAAAUCUUAAAAAGAGAAUACUGAACUUUUGAUUCAUUAAAAAUAUAUAUAUAUACACUAAAUUGUCAACUUGUUGAUUGUAUGUUUGUCCUACAAAUAUUUCCUUGAAUUGGACAAAUGGUCCACAUUACGAUUGAACACAAAUAUCUUCUUUAACCAUUUAUUUGUUUUUCUUCUACCGAAGCGAACACCAUCAACUUCCAUCACCACCAAAUCGGAUCCUUUUUACCUUAUGGGCUUUGAUUUGCCGAGGUGAAUCUCUGGGUUAGGUUAUUUUUCUUUAGUUUUACUGUUUCAACAGAAUAAUAAAGUUGGGCCGAAGCCCCUUAAGGCCCAAAACGAAGAGCGAAAACCCUUAACGAGUAAAAAAGCUACUCAGAGGUCGGAGCACCUCUUUUCUCCAAGGUUAUACAGUAUUUAUAAAUUAUUUAGCUGCUAGCUCUCAAGUCUCAACGAACUCUUCCCGCCCCGGCAAAUAAACCGUCGCUGUUUUCUUCUUCAUUAUGGCCAGUUCCGGCAAAGUUAAUUUAUUGGGUAAGCGAGAGGCAAAAGAUGAUGAUGUGGAGACCAAACCGAUUCUGAAGAAACAUAAGGACAAAUCCGAGGAGACAACGAAAAGAUUUCCUGAGAUCAAAGGAAAGGUCGAGUUGUUGGAGACAAAGUCUGAUCAGGCUCCACUGAAGGCAGUUCCCUCAAGACAAAACACGCUCUAUGUUACCUGUCUCUCUCCCCAUACUAAAAUAUCAGAUAUCAUCGAUUUCUUCGAAGAUGUUGGACAAGUUGUUAGUGUUAAACUUGCUAUAAAACGCGAGGGUAAGCGUUUGUCCAGUGGCUUUGUUGAGUUUGCUUCUGCUAACGAAGCAAAGAAGUUGAGACUAGCGCUGGAUAAGAAGAAUGGUGAAUAUUUGUGUGGUAAUAAGCUUAUUCUUGGCAUGGCUACGAAACAAAUUCCACAAACCAAGUAUUGCAUAUAUCACAAGGUUUGCAGGUACAAAGACUACAUUCAACAAGAAAGCCUUCCGAUUGAAGAAGAGGAGACACCUCCCUAUUUUGUUGAGGUAACCAAAAAGACGCUCUUUGUUGCCAAUCUCUCUGCCCAAACUAAAAUAUCACAUAUAUUCGAUUUCUUCAAUGAUGUUGGAGAAGUUGUUAGUGUUCGACUUAUUGUAAACCCUGAGGGUAAGCAUGUGGGCUAUGGCUUUGUUGAGUUUGCUUCUCCUUGCUUAGCAAACAUGGCGCUGGAAAAGAAGAAUGGUGAAUAUUUGCACGAUCAUAAGAUUUUUCUUGGUGUGGCUAAGACAGCUCCACACCCUCCACGACUUAAGUACAACCUUGCAGAGAAGCUUUGGUAAUGGAUUUAACUAAGAUCACAAGGGUUUUUGAUAUUCCAGGUAGAAGAAGAUGAGACAGUGGAAGGACUUAAUGAAAAUCCCAGUUUUGUUGAGGCAGUUGCCUUAAGAGAAAAGACGCUCUUUGUUGCGCAUCUUUCUCGCCAAACUAAAAUAUCACAUAUCAUCAAUUUCUUCAAAGAUGUUGGCCAAGUUGUUCAUGUCCGACUUAUUAUAGACCACAAGGGCAAGCAUGCUGGCUAUGGCUUUGUUGAGUUUACUUCUGCUGACGAAGCAAAGAAGGUGAGAUUAGUUUAUAGUAAUGAUGAAAAGUGUUUUACUAGUCAUUAGAAAUGUAGUGUAUACUUAUGAUGAAAAUGAUAAAAGUAGUUAUUCUAUGUUGAUUGCUGAU